Messenger RNA from Prosopis cineraria, 1536 nucleotides. RefSeq lists its product as uncharacterized. The coding region runs from base 293 to 1201 and encodes 302 amino acids. The record is from RefSeq and is a predicted model, not a curated record. NCBI's taxonomy places the organism in Eukaryota, Viridiplantae, Streptophyta, Magnoliopsida, Fabales, Fabaceae. Gene Ontology annotation, molecular function: hydrolase activity. The transcript is spliced from 10 exons.
UUUUUUAUGUCUGAGGCUAAUGGGCAUCCAUCAAUCAUGCAGAAAUUAUAAACAAAUGAUUGUAGGAAAAAUAUAUAUAUAUGCAUAAAUAUUUUCAUUUAUCGCAAACUGAGGUUAUUCUUUCUUGUUUUCAGUAAUAUUCUUCGGUUGCUGUUUCUGGGGUUUGCUUUAUGUUCUGGCCACUGCCCUCAGCAUAGAUUCCUGUGUGUGUGUGUGUGUGUGUGUGUGUGUGUCUGAGAGAGAGGAGGGGGGGGAGACCUCUCUCCUAGCUGGGAAGCUUGUGAGCGGAUGAAUGUGCUCUUCUCUGCUAGGAUUCCCUCAAAAAGGCUUUCUGCUUUUGUCUCUAUCCUUACCUUUCCUUUUCACAGAUGCUCUUCUAGGCGGUUUUAGGUGGAGUGCUUCCAAGUUCCAACACUUCGCAACAGGGAAAAUGAGCUAUGCACAUUCUCAAAUGGGCUCUGGUAGUAGAACUGCUGGAAGAAGUUUUGAGUUUGGGAAGACACAUGUGGUGAGGCCCAAAGGAAAACACCAAGCUACUAUUGUUUGGCUGCAUGGUCUUGGUGAUAAUGGUUUGAGUUCAUCUCAACUGCUGGAAUCCCUUCCACUGCCAAACAUAAAAUGGAUUUGCCCCACCGCUCCUACGCGUCCCGUGGCAAUACUUGGCGGUUUUCCUUGCACUGCAUGGUUUGAUGUUGGAGAACUCUCAGAGGAAGGUCCAGAUGAUUGGGAGGGCCUAGAUGCCUCAGCUGCACAUAUUGCCAACUUGUUGUCAACAGAGCCAGCUAAUGUGAAAGUUGGGAUUGGAGGCUUCAGCAUGGGUGCAGCAACAGCCUUAUAUUCUGCGACUUGUUUUGCUAUGGGAAGGUAUUCAAAUGGCAUUCCAUAUCCUCUCAACAUAAGAGCAAUUGUUGGACUAAGUGGCUGGCUUCCAGGAUCAAGGAGCUUAAGGAACAGGAUUGAAGUGUCACAUGAAGCCAGAAGGCGAGCUGCUUCAUUGCCCGUUUUUCUGUGCCAUGGAAAUAAUGAUGAUGUAGUCCUUUAUAAAUAUGGAGAGAAAUCAGCCCAAUCCCUAAGUUCAGCAGGAUUUCAAUACAUUACAUUCAAGUGCUAUGAGGGUCUCGGUCAUUACACAGUUCCUAGAGAGAUGGAUGAGGUCUGUAAUUGGCUUAACUCGAGGCUUGGGCUCGAUGGAACCUCAUGAAUGGCAUGAUCUGUAUCAGUUGGGACAUGGGGGGACAACAAAAUGAGAGAGGGAAGAGAGACACAUGAUAAGCGAGUAGUUAGAUUCAUCAGUGCAGGAAGGGUUCAUGGGUAAAUAGGGUAUAGGAGAUUUAAUUUUCUGAAUGUGUUUUUGGCGUAUUAUUCUACCAUAUUAUAUUUUUAUUGGGUUACCUUGAGACUCAGCUGGUUGUACUAUUAGAAUGUUCUUUUUUAUUUCCUUCAAGUUUUGAUUGCUGUAACAAUACAGAGGCUUGGCCUCCUUAAUCUAUGAGGUUACUUUGGUGGGAGUAAAUAAAGUUUCUGGCUUAUCAAACA